This is a messenger RNA of Amphimedon queenslandica, 1464 nucleotides long. Its product is annotated as TELO2-interacting protein 2-like. The record is from RefSeq and is a predicted model, not a curated record. Gene Ontology annotation, cellular component: TTT Hsp90 cochaperone complex. The transcript has 12 exons. Lineage: Eukaryota; Metazoa; Porifera; Demospongiae; Haplosclerida; Niphatidae. The coding region runs from base 28 to 1419 and encodes 463 amino acids.
UGUGUAUUGAUUGGUUGCUAUGGAAACAUGAGCCACACCCAAUCUACUCUCCAGCUAGCAAUGAAUACUGAAGAAAGAGAUCACAAAAUUAAAGAAUUAAUUCAAAAAUUAAAAGUAAAAGCUGACAGUCACAAAGGAAAAGAAGAUGAUGUAGAUUACAGCUCAUCAUUAACUACAUUGAAUGAAUUAAUUAUUUCAAUUAAUAAUAAAUCAGAACUGGUUGGGUUAGUCCCAGUUAUACUAACUGGAGUUAUACCUCAUACCACCAGACACUACUGGACUAAUGAGUCCUCUAUACUGGCAGCUAAAAAUAUAUUAACUUAUAUAUUAAAGAAAUGUCACUGUAGUUCAAUUCCUGACCUUUUGAUUGGACGAAAAAACAAAUCAGUACCUGGGGUGGGUGUGGUCUCACCAUACACUCCAGCUCGGCCGACAGAGGAGGUGUUGCCAUGGUUACAAGAAGAGGAUGAGGUUCCCGUAGUAGAAGAUGAGGAAGAAUUGUUGAUAGGAGGAGGAGUAAUGAAUGAACUGUUGAGAAUAUUAAGAAGAAGACUAGUUGAGACAGAAUGGAAGGAGCAUCCGAAUGAGAAGCACACACUGAUGUGGUGUCUGAGACAUUUAAAGCAUCCUCAUCUCAGUGAGUAUUUUAAUUCCUUCCUGCCAUUAUUAUUAUUAUUGAUUGAUGAUUAUGAAAUUUAUCAUAAACAGUUAGGAUUGACUGGUUUAUGUCACCUCAUCGCUAACACUGACUCAGCUGAGCUAGUACAGUAUGGUAAAGCUGACCUUAUUUAUGACAGUAUUAAGAAAUUGUUAUAUUUCAACAAAGUUGACAUUAUUAAUGCAUUACAUCCAGCUCUUCAAUCACUACUGGUAAUAAUGGAGGGACCUCAACCAAUGGAGAUAUCUCAACCUAGAAAGUGGAGGAAGACUGAUGAAGUGUUUGUAAUAUUACUACAAUCAAUGUACACUGAAUCUAAACUAUCAAUUAGAAAAGCUUAUAUUAAACAUGUAUGUAGAUAUAUUGAAUGUCUUGGUGUAUUUAUAAUCAAGUAUAUUAAUAAAUUGUUAUUAAUUAUAUUUGAUUAUAUUGAGUAUCCUGAUUAUUGUGGAGAAGAAACUAGAAAAACCAGCUUGACGACACUACUAACAUUAAUGAGAUACUCUUGGCCCAGGAUUCCAAAUCACUUCGAACCAAUUUUAAAAUCAUUGAUCAAGUUGAUUUCUGAUCUGUGUCCUGAUAAAUCAGUGAUUCCAGAUGAUUCCAAUACACAAGAUGUAUUAGGAUUAAUCAUUGAUUGCUUGAAAGUGUUGAACUGCUGCUGUCAUGAAAAUAGCUCUGCCAGUUAUAAAAUGUUAUUGAAAGACACAGAACAUGCUGCUUUGAGACACUGUAUUGCAGAAGCAUUGGAUACCGUAUAGUUUCUAAUUAUGAGAAAUAAGCUGAUAAUGUAAUUAAAAUUGAAA